AUGGAUUCCAAUUAUCUCACACUUCUAAUGAAGUAUCUACGCAUGUAUAAAGCUAUGUAUGAGGAAAGAACCUCGCUGAAGGAAGUCAAACGCCUUUCACAACGCCUGAGAACUGCCUAUGAACAUGACCGCAUCUCAUGGAUGGACUUUAACGACUGGAUGGAAGAACUCUGGGCUGCGGUUGAUGAGGGAGCAGCUAACAAGUUGAAAGCAAGCAAGAUUGCCAUAAUAGAUAGGCGACUAAAGCAGGCUUUGUGA
This is a messenger RNA of Fusarium oxysporum Fo47, 258 nucleotides long. RefSeq lists its product as uncharacterized. The transcript has 2 exons. The record is from RefSeq and is a predicted model, not a curated record. The coding region runs from base 1 to 258 and encodes 85 amino acids. NCBI's taxonomy places the organism in Eukaryota, Fungi, Ascomycota, Sordariomycetes, Hypocreales, Nectriaceae.